AUCCUGCAAGCUCCCCCCAUCCUUCCUCGCCACCUGCCUUCUCAUGAUUUUCUAUAAAGACUAAAGACAACCCUUCGCCAUCAACCCUCUUCGUAAACAUCCCAAACCCUUCUUUUCUCAUUCACUCAUCUUCAAAAUUCUCUCUCUUCUUUUUUUUCUUUCUUGAAGAAUGGGCCGUCUCUGGACUUUGGCCACUCAUCUUCACUCACUAGCUGGGCCUGUGACAAUGUUGCUGUACCCCUUAUAUGCAUCAGUAAUGGCAAUAGAGAGCACAACAAAAGUGGAUGAUGAGCAGUGGCUGGCCUACUGGAUCUUAUACUCAUUUCUCACCCUCAUGGAGAUGCUUCUCCAACCCAUUUUAAAAUGGAUACCCAUAUGGUAUGAUGUGAAGCUGGUGUUUGUGGCAUGGCUGGUCCUCCCGCAGUUCAGAGGAGCAGCCUUCAUAUAUGAGAAGUUCGUGAGAGAGCAAAUCUGGAAACAUGGACGAGCAGGACGAGCAGAAGACAGGGCCUCCACCAGCCAUCAUCAUGGCAGGGGCGAUAACAAGUUUGUGCAGCUCGUUGGUCUUAAGAAGGGACAGCAUGAAGCUUAUUGAAAAGGCAAAAGACAAUUAUGGGUUUGCGUAGAUCUUGUCUCCCUCCCAUGUACAAAGACUGUAACUUUUCCAAAUUCCAAGCCCAGUGGAUGUGUGGUUGAAAUUUGAAUCACUUUGUAACAGUGGGUUUCUUCUUCUGGUUAGAAGCCCACCUAACCCUCUUAAUCAUAUAUUUCUAAAUCAAUUUCACUUUACUUUCAUGCGAA
Vitis riparia (riverbank grape) is the source of this 801-nucleotide messenger RNA. Its product is annotated as HVA22-like protein e. NCBI's taxonomy places the organism in Eukaryota, Viridiplantae, Streptophyta, Magnoliopsida, Vitales, Vitaceae. The transcript has 5 exons. The record is from RefSeq and is a predicted model, not a curated record. The coding region runs from base 170 to 595 and encodes 141 amino acids.